Messenger RNA from Astrephomene gubernaculifera, 3509 nucleotides. The record is from the annotation of a GenBank genome assembly. Lineage: Eukaryota; Viridiplantae; Chlorophyta; Chlorophyceae; Chlamydomonadales; Astrephomenaceae.
UACCGUAUCCAAUCGUUAGUUUACCCACGUUGAAUAAGUAAAAGGUUUCAAUAAUACAGAAACCUUAAGCAGCGGAAUAGCUUUAUAGACUGCCUCAGCUGGUGCCUUAACAUCACAAAAUGGAAAACAACAGCCAGGUGCCGAGCUUUGCGGACGUCCUUCCCAAGCUCAGCAUGCCUGCGCUAGAAAUCUUUUACAAUUAUCUCAAAGGCGAAUAUAUCGCAGGAAAUGCACGCCUGGCGUUCCGCGCCCUGCGCACCGCACAUGACGACUGCGUGCGCCAAUUAGAGCCAAGCCUUGGCCGCAAUUUCAAGCGACUUUGGCGAAUGGGCUGGAUGCCCUCGCUCAAGCCCUGGCCUUGCUGUGAAGCUAUCAGUCUGGGGCUGCGCCUACUAGACAACAACGCUGGCCCAGCAGGCGUUGCAGCGCUAGUAGCGCUACAAUUUACACGGUCGCCGCUGGAAAUCAGGCAAAGAAUUAAACGUGUCAACGUGAGCUGGGAGAUGGACGAUCUCCACGUGGACCUUCAGCCAGCUGUGGCGCAGCUGCCGCUGUUCCUGCCCGCUCUGAGGCAGCUGGACCUCUCCAACGCACUGCCGCUCCUGCACAACCCCUCACUUCUGCAGCAGCAGCUCAUGUACGCCGCACUCUCCACCCUGCCACACCUUGAACAGCUGGCGCUGCCCGGGUAUGCGGCGUUGCGUGGGGUGAGCGGCCUGGCGGCAUGCAGCAGCCUUGUCAGCUUGUCAGUGCUUCGGGUCGCUUGCCUGGAUCCGGAAUCAGAUGCAGAUCCGGAUCGUGGCAACAGGCUAACAGCUGCUUACAUUCACGAGCUGUCCAAGCUGACGCGUCUGCAGGAGCUGCAUCUGAGCGGGUGCAUCCUGUCGGGUGAGGGAGAGGUCAAGGACAAGAACGAGGAGGCGGAGGACGCCAGCAGGAGCUCUAAGAUGCUGCGGCUGCUGCUGGACCGCUUGGCACCCUCCUCCUCGCUGCGGCACCUACGGCUGGAGGACUGCAUGUAUGCGUAUGGCGAGUAUGAAACUGCGGACGCCCAUCUGGAUGCGGGCCGCAUACAGAUUGUCCGGCUGGGGUUUGUGAAAACCAAGUUCCUCACAAGGCACCUGCAUCGCUGGAGCCUCGCCAGGCCUCCGCAGCAGCAGCAGCUGAAGCCACGUCUGCAAAUUCAAGAACUGUACAUAGACAGCUCCCCGCUGUCUGGACCGCAGCUGGCCCGUUCGAGGCAGGUGCUGAGGCAGAACUUCUCAGCAACGGUGGAGGUGCAGUGCAUGGCCUUCGAUCGCACCUCCCUAGAUGCAGUUCUGCAGGCCGUGGAGCUGUUGGGCCGGCCGCAGCAGCUGAAGCUCCGGGUGGCUGGACCCGCCUUUACCUUAGAGUCGACGGCAGUGGCGGAGGAGCCUUCCUCCUCGCACCACGAACCGCCGGGUGGUGGCUCCAUGCGAGAGCUGGGCCCCGCGGCGGCGGCAGGCGGCUGCCUUCAACAGCUGCCGUCAGCAGGAGAUCUGAUGAGGAUCGCGGUGGCGCAGGCGGCAGCGGCUGGGCAGGUCCGCGGGUCUGCGGCUGACAGUAGUGGCUCAUGGGAUGCGCAUUUGCUGUGGGCAAGCGGCCCGCUCCUGGCACCAAUGCUACAGCAGGGGCAGCGAGCGGGAGGGCAGCAUGAGGGGGGGUCACGGCAGCGAGACGAGGAACCUCUCCAGCUGUGGAUGCGCAGGCUGAAUGAGCGGGCGGUGCAGGUGGCGGGGGGUGGCAGCGAGCGCUGUGUGACGCGUUACCAGGAGCUGCCGGCUGCGGACGCAGUGGUGGUGCAGUGCAUGGGCAGGGCGGGGGCGGAGGCGGUGGAGGCAGCUGUGAAGGCGCUGGCGGUGGAGGUGGGGACGACUGGGGCAGCAGCAGCGGGUGUGGAGGCUGCUGCUGCGGGGCUGCAGGUGUUGCGGCUCAGGUCUGAGAGUGAAUUGGAGACAUUUUGCAAUAAGAGCGUGUGUGGAUUGGACGGCGUGUUCGCCGCCUUGCAUCCGGCCGUCCGGCAGGCAUGGGACGGCGCCUGGGAGCCCAGCGCGUGCGGCAUCGGGCUGAGGCGGCUGGAGUGGCUGCUGGCGCUGGGGGAGCAGCUGGACUUCCCGGAGGUUGAAUUUCUGCUGGGGUGACGAGCCGUACUGGAGGCUGUGGUGACAAGCGCCACGCCGGUAUACGGAGUACGUGGUGGCGGGCCGAGCACCGGUAGAUAGCAGCUGGUGGACUGACUGGGGGCUAGGGUGAACGGGUGACAACUACCGGUACUGUAUCAGGUUGGGUAAUCAUGGAAGCGAGGCGCGGGUAGGCGGGGGUGAUGCACCCGGCUGGAGGCGAGCAGCAGGACGACGUGGGCAGCAUGCAUGCGGGCGAUGGCCGGUGAACUGGAUUUGAGUUGGCAAGGCACAUGCAUUAGAGGAGGAGGCGGGUUGCCGCAUAGCAAGUGAGGGUUAUACCGCUACCGAGUCGCGUUGGAGAGGGUGGUCGGGCUGUCAACGAGCUGAAUGAAGCUGGCUAUGACGUUUGUCUAUGUAUGAUGUCGAGUGGCGUCGGGUCAAGGAGUGGGGCCCCACAUCGCCACACGUGCUCGGGCAUGGCAAGAAGGCCGAAAUAAGUGUGAGGCUAGCCGAGGCGGGUUUCAAGGAGCACUGCGUACAUGUCCUUUUCCGUGCAUUUACAUUCGUACAUGUGUAUCCGUACAUGUUUAUCCGCAUACAACUUUAUCCGUUCAUGUGGGAAAUGGCACUCAGGUGUGGGAUAAAAGCUGUGUGCGAGUGAACCGACCGGGCUGUAAUGUUGGCUGGCUGGUUGUUUGCGGGGUGGGGUGUAACAACGGUCCUGAAAAGGCCUCCUAGGAUGCUGUGUAGCCGUAAUGAUUGGUAUUUGUAGCACCCUCGCUACAUGGGGUGGGGUGGCGUCGAUGGGUUACUCGACCGAGUCUUAACCUUAAGGCGGCUGUUGGCGGCACUCUCGCACACCACGAUGUGGUUAGUCCUUUCGCGGCCGUUGUGCUUGGCUGUGCGUGGGUACUGGUGGGUGGUCGGCCUCUGUCGGAAAUGCUUGCCUUACUGUUUGGGAUUUUUGUUGGGGAGGGGCAUGCGGCCCCAAAUACAAUCCAUAAACACUGUAAAGCGCUAACGCGCUUGCAGAUCACCGGUAAGGGACAAUCGUAAGCCCCAGGUCACAUAUGCAGCUGCAACGAGGCCGCAUGACAUCCACAAUUGCCACUACUGCCGCCUUCGCCAGCCCUACCGUCGUUUCACCCAAUUGUACAUGGGAAAACCCUCUCUCAUCCAUGUUUGCAUGCAUGCACGGCUGGCGGCCACCACUUCUGACGUACACGCGCCCUGCAUGUGGCAUGUGGUAUUAUCUGUCGCUAUCAUUGGCCAAUGUUUCAACAUCAAAAUCGCUAACACUGCAGGAUGUCCCCUCAGGCUAUUAUGGAAGCGUCGCUGGGUUUGACUGUUUGUAACGGAUAUGAG